GAGUGGUAGAGGAUGGCUGUGCAGUUGAUGGCAGCUGGUAGAGGUCCUUCCUAUUGUGUCGUUUGAAGCAUACAUUCUUCAUCUUCCUCUGACCAGCAUUUCUUUUAGACCCAGCAUUCGACUGGUUCUGUCCGUCUGCAGGCAAGUCCGGUUUUCCCCUGUCUCACAGCAUUUUCUACCUAGAAAGAUAUAUAGUAAAAACAGUGCAUUGAUAUUAUAAUAAUGAGUUCACUGCAAACAUGCCAUAUGAUAUAGUUUGCACUGGGAUUUCAGUAAUAGAAAAUGUGUUAUUAUUAUGAUCUUGGUACACACACACACACACACACACACACUUGCACACUCUAACCUCUAUGAUGUAGUUCGGAUACUGAAAAUAAAAAAGACAUAUAGGCCUAGAGUACAAUGGUCAAAUAAUGAGUUACCUUCCACAGGAUCGCAGCUGCAUGGGAACAAGAUCUCCCUGGUCCAGCGACACACGUACAUCCCGCCGUUUUGACUUCUCCAGCUUCAGUUACCAGCACCCAAGCAUUAUGCCACGCGCUAUUCAAACAUUGACUAGGCUCUACAUUUGCUUUCAAAUAAACAAAACGAUCAUGUUUGUAUGACAUGACACAACCAACUUUGUCGCUAUGCAAAUAUUGAUGAGCCUCGGAGGCUUUCAGACUGUCCAUCGCUUUCCCAUCCGUUGCUAAGGAGUCCACGAAAUAGGCGCAAAUCUUGCUGUAUGUUAUGUUGGGCCACGUCGCCAUGUUAUCCACCCAGUUCUGCACUGAAUUCGGGUGGGGGAUAGUAAUGCCAUCUCCAGUAAGAUCAUUUAAACUGUGUUGCCAUUGUAUGGAUAUUAUUAGCUUACCAUAUCGAUCUGACAGUGGGCUGUCAAAGCGUCUGUUUACAUUGGCAACCGCUGCGCAAACCACUUCCGGCGGAAAUUAAAUGCAUUUGUGGAGGGUAAUGGCGCCGCCCAGGGUUCGACGCGUAAACUUGUCUAUAGGCUGCUACCCAAUGUCAAGGAAGCAUGCUCAACGGCCGCCCUUUUAAGGACGCUACGUCAUAGAACGCCGACAAGCACUGUUCCAAUGUUGAGGACACUCGAAAGCCGCGCCAUUUUUGCGUCCUUUGUUUUUGAGAAUUCCGAGAUUUUUCAAGGAUGCAUCGCUGCAUCCUAGACGAGCCAAAACUACCCACAAUCCUCUGCGUUCACUGGGCGGGUUCUUGAAAAUGGCAGAGCAGUACACGUUCAAAUGAAGUGAAGUUAUAUUAGUUUUCAGAAAUAUUUUGUGCCGUAUUGCUUUUUAUAGAUUCAUCAUGUUAAUGCAAAUAAUCAAGCCUAAAGACCUGUGCCACUUUUCAAACGUUUUUGCAACUUAAUGAUACGUUGCUAUAUUUUGCAUGGACGUAGCUGGUGUUAAACACCACUGUCACCAAUGUCAAUUUACUCGCUCACAAGAUUACAUUAUUUAUGUAUACCAUAGGCGUCGAUUACGCCGGGGACGCGUCCCCACCAGUUUUCAUAAAGACUAAUUUUGUCCCCAUCAGAAAAAAAUAAAUAAAUUCAAUGCAGUUUUUUAAAAAUGAAUGUUUAUAGCGCGAGAGUCGAGACAGAUGCGAACCAAUCCACAAAAAGUCUAUCUGGAUACGGCACACAGCCGUCAACAAUUUGCAACACUUGGAUAGUUCUAGAAUGGGGGAUGGGUGGGUGGUACGGUGGGCGGCUCCUUCUCUGUGUAAUCUGAACCUGACUGCUUGCCGCGCAGCGCGCACUUCCAUGGACAAUCUGCGGCGGUUGCAGCCUCAUGCAUUUGAGGAGAGGAGUCCGGAGGAGACCAGACCUGCUGCAAGUGCCUUUGCGUUGGCUGAAAAAAGCUUCUCCUUGUGGACAUGGCAGACAGACACACUGUUGAGUCGUGACUGCUCCAUCGUGGAGCGGAGCCAAUUCUUCAAACGACGCAGGGCACUGAAGCUCCGCUCCGCUUCGCAAGAAGAGACUGGGACCACAAGCAACAGCCUAACAAGAGCCUCCACCUGGGUGUUGCUCCAACGUGGCCAAACGGCCAAGGCCCUCUUGGUUGAACCUCUCAUCCAGCUGCACGCUUGCUGUAUCGAUGGCAGAGAAAAAUUGCACCCUGAAAAAGUCCUCUGCCGAAGACGGGGUGUAGCUUUUUGCAGGCCCACCAUAUCGGUUAGCUGGUUUCCGUACUUGUGGAAGAUUUAUUGGCUGAAGAUCAAGAGAUGUGCUUUUAUUGAGACCUUCAAGCUGCAGGAGAAUAUCCUGCCCAAGGAUAAGGCCAAGUACCGUGUUGCCUUUUUGGAGAUGGUCAAGAAGGCCACUUGCUCGAGGAGCUGUGACCCCAUUCGAGGAAGCCAACUCCUCCAAUGCAGCCAAGAUCACCUCGUAUUGGGUUUGGCCACGAAGACCCGAGAGUGGAAGAUUGAGACGGAGCAGCAUAUCGGAGGCAAUUCUCCAGAGAUGCUCGCCAGUUGUGGAAGAGGCCUCGUACAACCCUACAAACUCCUCCCUUGGUUCCAGAUCUUGGUCCACAUAGCGGAGGCAGAUGGAGAUCUGCUCUGUUCCACUGACGUCCUGUGUUCCGUCCAUUAUGAGGGAAUACUGCAGCACAGGGAUGGUCUCUCUUCAGCCAGCUUGCAAGGUUGGGGUCAUCCUCCGCCUUAUCUCUAAGAUAAUUUUGGAAGUUUCCAUCCAAAUUGGCAUGGCCCCUAAGAGCCAAGCCCUGUUUGGAGAGUUUCUGAACCCUACAGAGAUGAAUGUUUUUUCAGCACUUUUGGCCAAUGCUGAUUUUUGGUUUGCAAAAGCAGUCAUACAGGGGAAACACAAAAACCCCUUAACUUGCUGGCUGUAGUGCAGCCAAGGGAAUGCUUCAUACCAAAUAUCUUGGAAGGUGACUGAGUACUGUGAGCGGCCAAUAAUGGGAAAAUGUCCUUGUGACGAGUCCAUCCAGGCAAGUCACAAUGCUAAUCUAUAUUUUAAGCCAUGCUCUUGGCCACUUAACAUGCUCAAAAUGUCAUUACAAGCAAAAAAUAUAAUUUUUUUCUUCAGUUACGUGUUGACCUCACCUCUCCAUUGUCCUCAUCCACAAUUUCCUGCCAUUCACUAAGUUCUGAUUGACUUAGUUCCUCUCCCUGAUCAAAUGAACUUGUUUCUGCCAACUCACCUCUUCAUUGCCAUCUACCAGUUCCUGCCUUUCAUUAAGCUCUGAUGCACUUGGUUCCUGUUCCUUUAUAAAUAAAUAAAAAUGUGUUAACUCAAUUGAUUAUGCCCUCUAUUUUAUGUGAUUUAUGUGGUGUGCAAACAAAAGUCUUGUAACCUUUAUUGUAAUGAUAUGACCACUAUGACGGUAUGUUGGUUGUGGUAUGUUAUCAAUAUUGUAAUUGGUUUUUGACAAAAUAUUGGUUUGGAGUGUGCGUUUGCCUGCUACCAUGUUUGUUACUCGGUACAAUAUGGAUGAUUUACGACCAUCUAGUGGGGAGUCUGAAAACUGCUAACGAAACGUCAUUGAAGUGAAAAUAAAAUAAAUCAUUCGUACUGUUGUAAAUUCAAAAUUAAUUUAAAUAGGAAAGCUAAACGUUAAAGCACAUAGGACAAAACACUCCAGCACUAGGCAUGCUAGCCAACAGUGUGUCGCGCUGGUAGAGGCUAGCUAUCUACAAAAACCUCAAGAAUUACAAUAUAUUUCUAGAAUAAAUAUUAAUUUAGCUGAGCUCAUAAGACACUAGCACACUUACAGUGCAUGUCGGCUUCAAUUGCUUGGCUUUAAAAAAUGCUCUGAUGUCCGGUCCACUCCUUUUUGACAUUUUUCUGUAUAAUUGACUAGGUAGGAUCAGAGAAUGUCGCGCUCUGGUUUUUAUCGCUAUCUCGUCUUUUUUCAGUCGUGACUAAAUGUCCCCUCUGCGGCACCGUAGUUGUGGAUUAUUUUCGUAUGAGGUGCCAGCCUGACUUGGACAAUGAAUGAGAUAUUAAUAUACCAAUACUCUAUGGCUGGUAUGCAAUGAUGAGGCAUCAGACAGUCAAUUAAUUUUAGCCUGAAUACAUAGGUAAAAAGCACCAGACCGCUAGUACCAUGGAUGGACAGUGUCAGAGCGAAAACCUGUUGAACUAAAUGGAUGUGGUUAGGCAGCAGGCACGCAGGCUACACCGCGGGAUACAUCUGCAGACCACUGGCACGUUGAUAAAGGUAAGAUGCGAUAUUUAUUAAUAAUA
Gadus chalcogrammus (walleye pollock) is the source of this 4216-nucleotide messenger RNA. RefSeq lists its product as uncharacterized. The transcript has 10 exons. NCBI's taxonomy places the organism in Eukaryota, Metazoa, Chordata, Actinopteri, Gadiformes, Gadidae. The record is from RefSeq and is a predicted model, not a curated record. The coding region runs from base 1682 to 2677 and encodes 331 amino acids.